CGAAGAUUAGCGAAGCGAAAGAGCGAGCGAGCGAGCUAAACUAGUAGAUGGCGGGAGUGAUCUCGUGUGAUAUAACUGUGUUAGAUUAGUUUUUAAAUUGUAGUGUUUAAUUUCUAGUAUAGUUAUUAAAAUGACUAGAGCUAAAAUAGAACUGGGCGACGUAACCCCACAUAAUAUAAAGCAACUGAAGAAGUUGAACACAGUCGUAUUUCCAGUGUCUUACAACGACAAAUUCUACAAAGAUGUAUUAGAAGCAGGUGAACUGGCCAAGUUAGCAUAUUACAAUGAUAUCGUGGUGGGAGCAGUGUGCUGCAGAAUAGACACGUCGGAGAACUCGCGGCGGCUUUAUAUUAUGACACUGGGGUGCUUGUACCCAUACAGAAGAUUGGGCAUUGGAACUCUUAUGGUGGAACAUGUGCUCAAGUAUGUGGAACAGGACGGCAAUUUCGACAGCAUUUUCUUGCAUGUUCAAGUGAACAAUGAGGGUGCAAUAGAUUUUUAUAAGAAGUUUGGAUUCGAGAUUGUGGAGACUAAGGAGCACUAUUACAAGAGGAUAGAGCCAGCCGAUGCCCAUGUACUACAGAAGACGAUCAGACAGCCACAACCCCCCGUACCUUUACUAAAUGGCACAGUACCACAUGCAAAGACCAACGGACAUGAUUGAAUACACAGCUACACCCUAAACUUGUACUUGUAAAGCCUCAGCUCGGUUGUUAACGUGAACCAAGUGAUAACAUAAAUGUGUAAGAAUCAUAAUAAAAACACUGUGUGCACAGGAUUGAUUACAUUAAGAUAUAUGUAUUGUAAAGGAUGGGUUAAUCAGUAAGUUGUGGUUGUGGACGCAUGAGGCCAUAAAUAUAGUACUAGAAAUGACUGAUAUUCCAUUCAGUAUCAUAUAUGUUGUACAGAAUAUGUUCAUAAUAAAACAUAUUUAAUAAAUGUAUUGACUACAUUUCAAUAUGCAUUACUGUCUAGUACUCUUUACAAGUAUCUCUAUGACUUUUUAAACUAGCAUUCAACUUGUAAAUUGACCCUUUUCAUCAUUUAUAUAAGUGUAUGUAAAGUAAUGGAUAAUGCUUAGCU
Molecule: messenger RNA, 1083 nt
Organism: Helicoverpa armigera (cotton bollworm)
Lineage: Eukaryota; Metazoa; Arthropoda; Insecta; Lepidoptera; Noctuidae
Gene: san
Product: probable N-acetyltransferase san
Exons: 3
Coding region: 131-664 (177 amino acids)
Biological process (GO): mitotic sister chromatid cohesion
Cellular component (GO): NatA complex
Molecular function (GO): N-acetyltransferase activity
Source: RefSeq, a predicted model, not a curated record